CGACGGAGGAAAAGGGCGUCGAAGAGGGCGAGGGCGAGCGAGAGGAGUCCGUUAGAGCCGUUUGUUCCUCCCUCGGUCGUUUUUCGGAGGCUCGGCGGCCGCUCGGGAAGCCCUCUCGGCGCCUUCGGGAGGAGUCCCAGUCCCCCGCGAUCCCCCUCAGUCCUCGCGACGCCCCUAGACCGAAUCCAUGGCGGCCAUUAGGAAAAAGCUAGUAAUUGUAGGUGAUGGUGCCUGUGGUAAAACAUGUCUCCUCAUAGUAUUCUCCAAAGACCAGUUCCCUGAGGUCUACGUGCCCACAGUAUUUGAGAAUUAUGUAGCAGAUAUUGAAGUUGAUGGAAAACAGGUGGAACUAGCGUUAUGGGACACAGCAGGUCAGGAGGACUACGACAGAUUGAGGCCUCUGUCCUACCCCGACACAGAUGUCAUACUCAUGUGUUUCUCUAUUGACUCUCCGGACUCGUUAGAAAAUAUUCCAGAAAAAUGGACGCCCGAAGUUAAACACUUCUGUCCAAAUGUUCCUAUUAUCCUUGUUGGAAACAAAAAGGAUCUAAGGAAUGACGCUCCAACUAUUAAAGAACUAUUGAAAAUGAAGCAGGAGCCGGUAAAGCCUGAAGAGGGUCGUAACAUGGCCGAGAAGAUAAAUGCAUUUGCUUAUCUGGAGUGCUCUGCCAAGACCAAGGAGGGUGUGCGGGAAGUUUUCGAGACGGCAACAAGGGCUGCCUUAGCUGUCAAGAAGAAGAAGAAGCCUAAGUGUACCCUUUUGUAAAGGUAAAUCAGCAGUCGCUGCAC
Molecule: messenger RNA, 789 nt
Organism: Penaeus vannamei (Pacific white shrimp)
Lineage: Eukaryota; Metazoa; Arthropoda; Malacostraca; Decapoda; Penaeidae
Source: RefSeq, a predicted model, not a curated record